AUGUUCACUUUGAUUUGUCUGUUCUUCCUCAUGAACAUUCCACUUCUUGUGUCCAGUUUCAUUCAUCCCAGGUACUUUUGGAGAAUGAAGCAGAAUAAAGACAAGGAUGGAGACCUGUUGACAGGUUGUAUCUUCUUCCUUAGGGCUGUGGAGGAGCAUGUUGAGAAAGAUUAUUUCAACUACAUUCUGAAUACACAAAUACCAACUGAAAACAUCCAGUUUCCAUUGGCCUUAACUUUUUCCGUGGAUGAAGUCAAUAGGAACCCUGAUCUUUUGUCAAAUAUGUCAUUAGUAUUUCAUUGGCCCAAAGAUGGUUGUAAGACUAUGUCAAAAUUAUACAGUCUCAUGCCUUUAACUGAAGAAAAUCAAGAUAUUUACCCUAAUUAUGAGUGUAAUGAAGAGCCUACUUGUUUAGUGGUGCUGACAGGACCAAAGUGGGAAACAUCUGCUAUGUUUGGUACAUUGCUGGACCCCUACCUAUCUCAACAGAUCCUUCAGCUUACCUAUGGACCUUUCCAUCCUAUCCUGAGUGAUCAUGAAAAAUUUCCCUAUCUGUAUCAGAUGGCCCCCAAGGACACAGCUCUACCCGUGGAAAUGGUCUCUUUGAUGCUUCACUUCAACUGGAACUGGAUAGGACUGGCCAUCUCUGACAAUGACCAGGGUACCCAAUUUCUCUCACAUUUGAGAACUGAGAUGGAAAAAAAUAUAGUCUGCUUUGCCUUUGUAAGCAUGAUCCCAGCCAACAUGCAUUUUUACAUGUCAAGAGCUGAAGUGUAUUAUAACCAAAUCAUAACAUCAUCUGCAAACGUAGUUAUCAUUUAUGGCGACACAGACAGUACUCUAGCUGUGAGCUUUAGAAUGUGGGAAUCCCUAGGUAUACAGAGAAUAUGGGUGACCACCUCACAGUGGGAUGUCACUACAAGUAAGAGAGACUCCACAGUUGGCUCAUCUCAUGGGACACUAGCUUUUACACACCACCAUUCUGAGAUUUCUGGUUUUAAAACAUUUGUCCAGACACUGAACCCUCUGAAAUACACAGAUGAAUACAUUGCAAGGCUGGGAUGGAUGAACUUUAACUGUGAAGUCUCAGCUUCUAAGUGUAAGACACUGAAGAAUUGUUCAUCCAAUGCCUCAUUACAAUUUCUAAUGGGACAGACUAUUGACAUGGACUUUAGUGAUGACAGUUAUGACAUAUAUAAUGCUGAGUAUACUGCAGUCCAUGCUGCUCAUGAGAUGCUUCUUCAACAUGUGUAUAAUGGGAAUGAACACUAUGGUAACUGCUUAAAGCUGCACUCCUUUCUAAGGAAGACUCACUUCAUUAAUCCUGUUAGAGAAAAAGUGAAUAUGAACCAGAGAGAAAACCUACAGGCAGAAUAUGACAUUUUCCAGAUUUGGAAUUUCCCAAAUGGAUUUGGACUCAAGGUGAAGAUAGGAGAGUUUAGUCCAUAUUUUCCACAUGGUCAACAGCUCCAUUUAUAUGAAGACAUGAUAGAGUGGGCCACAGGAACUAGACAGGUAUCCAAUUCAAACUUUCUGAUAGCUUUCAUUGGGCCUAGAGAUGUGGAAAAAUGUAUGAGGUGUCCAGAGGACAAGUAUGGCAACAGAGAGCAGAACCAGUGCAUUCCCAAAUCUGUGGUCUUUCUGACCUAUGAAGAUCCCUUGGGAAUGACUCUUGCCUCAAUAGCCUUGUGCUUCUCUGCAUUCACAGUGCUUGUUCUUGCAGUCUUUGUCAAGCAUCAUGACACUCCCCUUGUGAAGGCAAACAAUCAGAAUCUUAGUUACAUCUUGCUUAUCUCACUUAUGUUUUGUUUCUUGUGCCUCUUGCUCUUCAUUGGCCAUCCCAACUCAGCUACCUGUAUUCUACAGCAAAUCACAUUUGGAGUUGUAUUCACUGUGGCUGUUUCCACUGUCUUGGCCAAAACAGUGACUGUGCUUUUGGCUUUCAUAGUCAUAGCCCCUGGAAGAAGGAUGAGGUUCUUCAUGAUUUCAAGGGCACCCAACUACUUCAUUGCCAUAUGUACCCUUAUCCAAAUUAUUCUCUGUGCAAUAUGUCUGCUAGUUUCUCCUCCCUUUAUUGACACUGAUGCACACUCUGAGCAUGGCCAAAUCAUCAUUGUGUGCAACAAGGGCUCAGUUACUGCAUUCUACUGUGUCUUGGGAUACCAUGGCUCCCUUGCCUUAGGGAGCUUCAUUGUGGCUUUCUUAGCCAGGAAUCUCCCUGACAAUUUCAAUGAAGCCAAGUUGCUGACCUUCAGCAUGCUGUUGUUCUGCAGUGUGUGGGUCGCCUUUCUCCCUUUCUACCACAGCAUCAAGGGCAAGGUCAUGGUGAUGGUGGAGGUCUUCUCCAUUUUGUCCUCAAGUGCAGGCAUGCUGGGAUGUAUCUUUAUCCCCAAGUGCUAUAUAAUUUUGUUCCAACCAGAGAGAAAUUCUCUUCAAACGUUAAGGGAGAAAACAUCUUCCUGA
Molecule: messenger RNA, 2463 nt
Organism: Peromyscus eremicus (cactus mouse)
Lineage: Eukaryota; Metazoa; Chordata; Mammalia; Rodentia; Cricetidae
Product: vomeronasal type-2 receptor 116-like
Exons: 6
Coding region: 1-2463 (820 amino acids)
Biological process (GO): G protein-coupled receptor signaling pathway
Cellular component (GO): membrane
Molecular function (GO): G protein-coupled receptor activity
Source: RefSeq, a predicted model, not a curated record